This is a messenger RNA of Vidua chalybeata, 1973 nucleotides long. It is a transcript of the gene CCM2L, whose product is annotated as CCM2 like scaffold protein. The record is from RefSeq and is a predicted model, not a curated record. The coding region runs from base 55 to 1737 and encodes 560 amino acids. Lineage: Eukaryota; Metazoa; Chordata; Aves; Passeriformes; Viduidae. The transcript is spliced from 10 exons. Gene Ontology annotation, biological process: heart morphogenesis.
AGCGCCGCGGCGCCGAGCGGGGCAGUGGGGGCGGCCGCAGCACCGCGUCCUGCCAUGGACAGCGAGGCCAAGAAGGGGAAGAAGGGUUUCGUGUCGCCCAUCAAGCGGCUGGUUUUCCCGAAGGCUGCGCGGAGGGCGGCGCUCCGCAGCAGCGUCUAUCGGCGCCCGCUGCACUCCGUGCCCCUCUACCCCCCCGACUACCUGAUCGACCCCCAGAUCCUGCUACACGACUACGUGGAGAAGGAGGUGAAGUUUUUAGGUCAUCUGACAUGGGUGACAUCGUCCCUGAACCCCUCCAGCCGGGAUGAGGUGCUGCAGCUGCUGGACACGGCCAGGCAGCUGAAGGAGCUGCCGCUGCAGACGACGCCAGAGCAGGACAGCAUCCUCAGCCUCUCGGCGCGCUGCCUCCUGCUUACCUGGCGCGACAACGAGGAGCUGAUCCUGCGAAUCCCCACACACGAGAUCGCAGCGGCCUCCUACUUGCGCGACGAUGCCCUGCACCUCCUCAUCCUCAAAACCGGCCUGGGAGUGGACCCGGUCCCCGCCGGGGCGCACCCCGAGGCAGCCCCGGCCGGCUUGCCGGAGGCGUUUCCCGCAGAGAAGCGUGCGGGGGGCUCGUGGCCGGAGGGGCGGCUCGGGGGCCCGAUGGAGCGGCGGCACACGAUCUGCAGCCUGGACUGGCGGGCGGCGCGGGGCGGGCAGGAGGGCCGGCAGGGCGGCAGCCUGGAGCGGCGGCGGGGCGGCAGCUGGGAGCGGCGGCAGCGCGGGCGGCCCUCGGGCAGCUGGGAGCGGCGGCAGCCGUGCGGCGGCAGCUGGGAGCGGCGGCGGGCCGGCACCGCCGGCGGCAGCUGGGAGCGGGGCACCGGCUUCGGCAGCUGGGAGCGGCGGCACGCCGGCAGCAACCCCCUGGACCCCCAGGAGCCCUGCCCUGACGCUUACUCCAACCUCAUUAUCCUCGCCGUGCCCAACAGGGAUGCUGGGGAGGAGUCCUGUGCGCUCAUCUGCCAGGUGUUCCAGAUCAUCUACGGCGACCAGAGCAUCGAGUGCGUGGACCGCGCCGGGUACCACUACACCUCCACACCCACACGGCCCUGGCUCUCCAGCAGGAGCGAGAGCUGCCGCACAGAUGGGACAUACGGCUACGAUGCCGACUACAGCUGCUGCAGCUCCUUCAAUGGCUCCCACGAGACCUUUGAAGCGUAUUAUAGUGGCACCUCCUCGCCCUCCUUCCACCGCUCCCACCACAGCCUGGCCACCGCUUGCAGUGGCAGUGACCAGAGCGGCGCAGGGCUGGAGCAGCUGCAGGACUACAUGGUGACGCUGCGCAACAAGUUGUCACCACAGGAGAUCCAGCAGUUUGCCAUCCUGCUCCGUGAGUACCGGCUGGGCACGCCGGUGCAGGAAUACUGCACAGAGCUCCUGCGCCUCUAUGGGGACCGCAGGAAGUUCCUCCUCCUGGGAAUGAGGCCCUUCAUCCCUGACCAAGACAUUGGGUACUUUGAGACGUUCCUGGAGAGCAUCGGGAUCCGGGAGGGCGGGAUCCUCACCGACAGCUUCGGCCGCAUCAAGCGCAGCAUGAGCAACACGUCGGCCUCGGCCGUGCGCAGCUACGACAGCUGGUCCCUGCGCUCCGAGUCCGAGUCCUUCAACCGCAUGAUCACAGACAUCACCCACGACAUCGAGGCGCUGGCACGGGAUGAGGAAGAGGAGGAGGAGGAAGAGGACAACUACCUGUAAGCCAGUGCCAAAACUCAGCUCCUCUCCCUGCUCGUUGGUGUGGUGUUGCACCUCCAGGACCAGAUUCAGCAGGUGCCUGGCUCUGCCCCUGAACCAUGGGGAGUGAAUUUGUCACCAUGGGAGGGGACAGGCCUCUGCGCUGCCCUGUCAGCUCUUGUCAAGGCUGUUGGAAUCACAGGGCAGCUGUGGCUGUGGGAGAGACACGUGUUGUAAUUUUUGCAGAUUUCAAUUAAAUG